Daphnia pulicaria is the source of this 664-nucleotide messenger RNA. RefSeq lists its product as uncharacterized. NCBI's taxonomy places the organism in Eukaryota, Metazoa, Arthropoda, Branchiopoda, Diplostraca, Daphniidae. The record is from RefSeq and is a predicted model, not a curated record. Bases 101 to 529 code for a protein of 142 amino acids. The transcript is spliced from 2 exons.
AUAAUAGACAGACUAGACACGCAAGUGUAAAGCAUAUCUCUUUUUCCCCCCUAGAUUGAUUCUGUCUCUACCAUCACGGAGAUAGCGAAUCCAACUGCUUAUGCAUGCAGCUUAUGUGUCUACGGAUGAAAUAACUCCGGCCGCAGAUAUUCCAUCUGCACCCAUGAACACUAUUGCUGAAUUGACAACAACUUCCGAAGAAAUCGCUACAACAACAGAAGUGCCCAGCACGCUAUCGGUUUCCACAGGUGAUCCCACUUUUACAGUCUGGGCAGUGAAUCCCAGUACGGAAGCAACAACUCUGGCUGUGGAAACGUCAAUCCUGACCGACCAAUUGACUGUAGACACACUGAAAAAUUCGAUUAAUGAAGCGACUACAGCCGGUGAAAUUGUUCUGUCGUCAGAACCAACAGCAGCACAUGGAGAAACAUUGACCUCAAUUUCUACAAUAAGCCCUACCGUUUCGCACAACUGUUUCGCAUUUUGGGCGUUUCGCUUUCGCAGUUUAAGGACUCCCGGGAAAAAGUGACGGCGCAGCUAGAUGAUAAGCAUCAUCUAGCUGAGCGCGACCAGCCAAGAUGUAGGCAAAUUACGCACUAACUCUGCUAAGGAAAAUUUUUUAACCAUACCGAUGCUUAAAAUACAAAACCAAUAAUAAAACUUC